UUCUGUUCUGUUUGCUUUUUUUCUUUUGCUUUUUGGACAGUUUGUGAGCUUUAUCCCUCCUCGAUGCUGCCGUUCGAUGCAAUCCUACACCCCAGGCAAAAGCAAAAGUACGUCUCCAUAGACGACGAUCUCCCAGCCCCCGCGCGCCCCGAAAAGCGGACAUUUCAAACAUCGAAAUCCCGCCAGGGAUGGCGGUUCGGCGCCGUGAAUUGCGCCAUAGCGGCCACUGUUGUGUUCCUCGUCAAUCUGAUCAUGACCAUCGUCUGCGCGACAUUUGAAGGCGAUCACGAAGGGACGCUGUAUGUUGGCGAUUGCGAAAAAGUCAAACAAAUCAAUAAAGGAAUGCACAUACUCAUUAACAUCCUAAGUACGGUGCUACUUAGUUCAAGUAAUUACUGCAUGCAGUGUCUCUCAGCGCCAACGCGGAGGGACAUAGAUGUCGCGCACGCAAAAGGCAAGUGGAUGGAUAUUGGGGUGUUGAGUGUUCGUAAUCUACGUCGCAUUAGCAAGAAGCGGGUGAUGCUGUGGGCCCUUCUAGGACUCUCUUCGCUUCCGCUACAUCUAUUCUACAACUCUACGAUAUAUAUGUCUAUUUCCGCUUUUGAAUAUCGAGUUGCUGCAGUCGGGCAAUCGUUUGUUGAUAACCCUGACUGUAAAGGAUGUUCCACUAUUCUCGACCGCACAGCCGUCGAUCUUGCCAACAAUACAAAACCCGAUAGAGGCACUAGCUGUGGCUUUUACAAUAUCAAAAAUGGCACAGCUUUCAACAUAGCAGUCGCAUCUUUACACGAAAAAGCUCACACUGGCCUUCUUGAUAGGAUCGAGCCCAUCGACUGUAUCAAUCAAUAUGGUCAAAUGAUACAAUCAAAACACGGAAGCUUAAUUCUAGUUUUUCGGGAUGAAGAUGUUCCUUCAGUAAGAGAUGAAUGUAUGAGCGCAAACUCGCCGGUGUUUUUCGCGGCAGAAACAAAAGAACCAGGGGUAGACUAUAUAGAUGUCCCAUAUCACUGGAUAUGUCCAACAGCCCAAAUCAACAACUCUCCGGGCUGUGACGGACAAAUGGAUCUGGACAAGGUGAAGCAGUCCCCCGCAAAUUGGACUGUCGGCUUUUAUCCUUGCAGUGAUGGAGACAAUAGUCGAUACACCACUUGCAGUCGCAAUUCGAGAGGCCCGAUACAGUACUGUUUGAGUGAGAAAGUGGAAGCUAGGUGCGAACUUCGAUGGAGUAUCGCGAUCGCAGUGGUGGUUAUAUUACUUAAUGCUUUCAAAGCGUGCUUGAUAUUCUACACAGCAUUCCACAUCGACGAAAACCCCUUAAUGGCUGUAGGAGACGCCAUCGUCUCCUUUCUUCAAACUCCGGAUCCAACCACCGUCAACAUGUGCCUCUCAUCCCAAAAGGAUUUCACAAGGGUAGGCGACACUUUCAGCGCGGGACCGCGGCGCUGGGAUAACAAAAGAUAUCAAUGGAGACAUAGUGUCAGUAGAACUAGGCGAGCGGUCACCUUCUUGAUGAUGUCGAUCGCUAUUGGAGUCGUCAUUGGCCUACUGUUAAUGGGCCUCUAUAAUCUAACAGGAGUCGAUAAAACUUCCUUAGUGAGUAUCGCUCGCAUUGGUUUCGGUGCUUUGGACCCCCGCCAAUUCAUUGGCCUCGGAUUUAAUGACGUAUUGCGUAAUACGUUGGUGGUCAAUUCAGGGCAGGUCAUUGUAUCUUUUAUCUACUUUUCGUAUAACGGUCUAUUCACUUGUAUGCUUCUGGGGUACGAGUGGGCGAGUUAUUCAUCUGAACGAAAGGGAUUAAGAAUUACUGCCAAAGCAAAGGGAGCUCAGCGGUCGACCUACUUCCUGUCUUUACCAUACCGGUUCGGAUUACCUUUGAUGGCGACCAGCAGUCUCUUGCACUGGCUGGUGUCACAAAGUAUCUUCUUUGUCUCGAUUGACAGAUACGAUGUCGAUGGUAAAUACACAAAAACGGAAUCUACGUGCGGGUACUCUAAUAUUGCAAUAAUAGCGGUUAUCGCCGUUAGCGUUGCAAUGCUGCUGUUCGUGAUCGGAAUUGGCUUUAUUCCCUACAAAGAGGGCACAAUUAUGGUCGGCAGCUGCAGCGCGGCAGUGAGCGCAGCAUGUCAUCCGAUGUCCAAGAAUAUAAAAGGAGAAGAUCUGGUUUGCAGGAAACUACAAUGGGGUGUGGUGGGGCAACGAUCAGACGGUGUUGGACACUGCACUUUCACGGAUGGACAGGUGGAGCCGCUGAUCAAAGAGAAUAUGUAUGCGGCGGGCUCAUAA
Messenger RNA from Periconia digitata, 2283 nucleotides. NCBI's taxonomy places the organism in Eukaryota, Fungi, Ascomycota, Dothideomycetes, Pleosporales, Periconiaceae. The record is from the annotation of a GenBank genome assembly.